This is a messenger RNA of Lineus longissimus, 3322 nucleotides long. RefSeq lists its product as uncharacterized. The transcript is spliced from 12 exons. The coding region runs from base 130 to 1608 and encodes 492 amino acids. Gene Ontology annotation, molecular function: protein binding. The record is from RefSeq and is a predicted model, not a curated record. Lineage: Eukaryota; Metazoa; Nemertea; Pilidiophora; Heteronemertea; Lineidae.
AAUAUUUUACAUUUGUUAUAAGGAUUACACACUUUCAAGACACAUGUGUUUACUUUACUGAAUGCUUAUUAUCUAUAGAUCGCAUUAGUUUCCAUUUAGGAGGAUCAAUCCAUCUGUUUUUCCCCAAUAAUGGUGGAGAAAUUGAUCGUGACUGUGUUGGUGACACUGACAGCAUCAUUACUACUGGGCUUUUCUCCCCUUGUGGAUUGUGAAACUGAAAGUGAGUCAGCGAGUCUGGGGGCCAAAACCAAUGACGAUGUUAUGGUUGUGGAUUCUGGCUUAUAUCCAGUGGAGCUUGACAGUGUUGCCCUCGUCUUUUAUGUCACAGCAGUCAACAUGUCUCCAGUAAAUUACACAGUGAAACCCAUGAUAGAUAAGUGCUGCACACACAUGGAUAGAAACGCCAACGAAUUUGACUGUGAGUCCAUGACCUUGACAUUAGAUAAGCCCGUCUUUUUGGGACCAGGGGUAAAACACAAUUUUACAUUGAUGUUCUCCAACCUGUAUGUGACUGAUCGUAUUGGUGAGUGCGUGAUAAUGUUGGAGUACAUGCAGGAUACCAACGUCCAACACACCCUCAAGUUUGAUACAUGUCUCCCCAGCAGUCCUGGAUACUGUAACUGGGUGCCUCCAAAUCUUCGAGAAUACCUGUUUGGUGUGACAGUGACUGAUUGUCAGACUGUUGAUCAGGACCGUCUUCGGAACUGUCAACCUGCCAAUUGUGUGCUUAAAUAUAAUGGUCAUAGAAACUACUACAACCCAAUCAGAAAAAUGUGUGAAAAGGUGCCAUCCUGUUCCAAGGUCAAUGAUGAUGGCCUUCCUGCUCAGGCAUACGUGCCGGAAAAGAACAUAUGUGUUGACCUGGACUCAUCCCUUACACGUGAGGAUUUUGAGUAUUUCUCUGCAGCUGCAAUGGUUGCUAAAGAACCUGUCAUGAUCAAAUUCACGCGCCAGGCUUCAGAUUACCAUGUGAAGUGUGUCCAUGGAAUAGUUGCUGGUGGUCGCUGUCACUGUACGGAAGGAUGGCAGAGUCGCUAUAUGGACCCGGCUGCCGUCCCGAUGGAAGAAAUGACGCAGUUAUGUGAUGUACCAACCGAAGGAUACCAUCUGUUCAUCUGGGGUAUCGACUGGGAUAUGAGGACAGACAUUAUCAUGACCUUGAUGGGCGCUCUUAUAAUGUUGAUCUUGACUCUGACCUGUCUCAAUGCGUACGAAUACUACCUCCGCCGUGGUGGUUUUCAAAAGAAGGAGGAACUGGGCAGAUUGAAGGCAGAUAUCGCGGCGACGUCGAGUGAAUUUGCUAAUGGUAGUGAUGAGGUCAACGCCAAUGAAGACCCUUUUAAUGGAUUCGUUUAUAACGAGAGUGUGCGGUCCGUCAAACCGGUGGAUGCGAAGGCAAAUUCCAAGUUCAUCAGUGGAUAUGCUGUUGCACUCAUGAACCAUUUUGCUACAAAAGACACCGAAUUAAGCUUGAGAAUUGGUGAUGUCAUCAAUGAUCUGAGGCGCACAGAAAAAGACGGUAUUCUCGAGGGAACAUGUCAUGGAGUGGUUGGACGAUUUCCCGAUUUCUGCGUAAAUGUUCAUGAAAGUCGGACAACACUUGAAUGAAACUGAAAUCUUGGAUGGAGCGGCCUGGUUCUGAGUGUGAUACAGGAGUGGAGAGGUCGGUGGUUAGCUUUUGCUUGCAUGAUGGACAAUAACAACACUGCUUUUUUACCAAAUGAGCUUGCCACUGCCAAGGUCAAAACCCAAGAGGCAAAGGGUACUCUAAGGAAAAUAGAUCUUUGAUUUUUGUGGAAUAACCUCCUAAGUCAUAAUCACUGAAAAAAUUAUUUUUCUCACAAGUCGAAUCAACAUAUUACUGACGGUUGACUUUGACAUCAAUGUAUUAUGAAAAGUUGUUUCUUUCAUGGCGAACGUAGUAAAGAGUACCCUAAGUCCUCGAUCUGCACUGGGUUGACUAUGAUUAACUGCAUGGACACGUCUUGGAUUGAACAAUUCAAGAUCAGACUUUUAAUGAAAGGAAUCACUUCUUGCACUGGACCAAAGCAAAACAUUGGAAUGAAACAUCCUUGGUGCACAGGAGAUGGAGCAAACUACUGUAAAUCGUGAAAUUUUUGCGGCGCUGAUUGAUUGCAAAUUUGGUGGAUAUCAUUUGGCUGUAAACAAAAAUAGUGCAUUGACUGAUAAAUUUGAAAAUGGUUCAUGAUAAGAGUUGAAAUUUUUACCAGUUUUAAGUUUGCUUUUGACUGUUGGUUUGAAUAAAUCAAACGCACUUGAAAUUUACACGGUUUACAGUAAAUUGUUUGUUGUGUGAUUGGUUAGUUGAUACAUCGUGAGCUAAAGAGGAUGCCGUAACAUUAACUGUUAGACAGUGCCAUGACAUUUUGGUGCCAGUAUUGGAACAGAUUCACCCAUCGGCAUUAGCUAAAAUGUGAAAGGACAGACAGAAAUGUGCAAUUUUGGACCAAGCAGGAUCGUCUCUCUAGCUUACUCAUAUCCGUCCAUGUGAAGAAUUUUCACACACAUUUUUAGCUCACCUCUGGGGAGCUUAUACAAUACCGUGGCGUCCGUCGUCGUCGUCCGUUUGCAGAGCAUGUUUCGUCACCGAAGGGCUAGAUGGCUAAACUUUGGUGUGAUGGUAGCUUUGGGCAAUAUGCCCAGACUUAUUUUUCUUUUUCGCGAUUUGACCCACUUUCUGGCCUCCAGGCAGCCAUCUUGGAAAUUGUUUUUGCCUUUUUGAAGCUAAUGGUUGUACGUAAGGUUAAAUGACAUAAUAGUCACCCGGUUUUUUAUUUGACCUACUUUUCAAGGUCACAAAGGUCAGAGUUCACUUAUCACUAAAUCACCGAUAGGUGGCACGUUUCGUUUCUUGUGAGGAAAUGUAUCUAGGGACCUUCUAUUCUACCCCAAAAAUUUGUCCCGCUCAGACUUCUAAUAUGGCCGCCAGGCGGCCAUCUUGAAAAUUAAAUAAAGUCGGAUUGCAACCAAAUUUCAUGUGAUUGUAUAUCUAUGUACUCUCUACAACAUCCCUGACUUUCAGUCAAAUCCAUCAACCAAUAUGGCCGCCAGGUGGCCAUCUUGAAAAUUUAACAAAGUCCUAUUAUUCGAAACUAACAAUCAGAUUGCAACCAAACUUCAUGUGAUAAUGUAUCUAUGUACUCUUUUCAAUAUCCCUAAUUAUCCGAGAAGAAAAAUAUUAUUCAAUGGAAUCAAAACUGGUGAAACUAACCAGAAACUGUUCUCCCCAUAUCCACUACAAAUGACAUGCAUUACAUUACCCGAGGUGAGCACAGCACAUGGUCCCUGGACCAUUUCAUUC